Molecule: messenger RNA, 1564 nt
Organism: Homarus americanus (American lobster)
Lineage: Eukaryota; Metazoa; Arthropoda; Malacostraca; Decapoda; Nephropidae
Product: transcription initiation factor TFIID subunit 13-like
Exons: 4
Coding region: 354-770 (138 amino acids)
Biological process (GO): transcription by RNA polymerase II
Cellular component (GO): transcription factor TFIID complex
Molecular function (GO): protein heterodimerization activity
Source: RefSeq, a predicted model, not a curated record
UCACAGUACAGGUACAGUAUACAGUGCAGUCAGUGGUGUACCGUGGGUGCACUGAUGAGAGGCAUGCAGAACACCACAUAUAUCAGUUAUCAAAUCAAAUAUCAAGUGUCUGUGGAUUAGAGGAACAACUAGAGAAAAGACAUAAGCUUCAUUUUGCAGUGAUUGCCCUGGAUAGUGUGCAAGUGUGCUGUGUCUAUCACAUGGAUUUCUAGGAGGAAUAUAAAUUUUGAGAAUAUAUAUCACAUGAAAAGCUUAGAUAAGGAUUUAAUUUUUACUCAAUAUUAAAUACAGUUAAGCAUACUGUACCUGGUACUCUGUAAUAUACAGUACAGUACUCAGUGAGUGGAUAAAAAAUGGCUGCAGCUGAUGACAGUUUUGAUCAGCAGAAUGAUGGCGACGAUUUCUUUCAGUAUGAAGAGGAGGAGACUGGGGAGACUCAGUCCGAAGCAGCCAUUUCUUCUGGAACAGGUGGACGCAAAAGACUGUUCUCCAAGGAGCUACGUUGUAUGAUGUAUGGAUUUGGAGAUGAUCAGAAUCCCUACACAGAGAGUGUUGAUCUUCUGGAGGAUCUUGUCAUUGAAUUUAUAACUCAGAUGACACAGCGUGCGAUGGAAGUUGGCAGGUCAGGGCGAGUACAAGUUGAAGAUGUAAUGUAUUUAGUAAGAAAAGACAAGAGAAAGUAUGCAAGAGUCCAUGACCUCCUCAACAUGAAUGAAGAACUGAAGAAAGCCAGAAAGGCUUUCGAUGAAGUGAAAUAUGCAGGCGUUUAAUAUUGUAAUGAAGGAGCUAUAUAGUGUUGUCUGUAUUCAGAGUUAACGGUAAACAGUCUGUUUUGUGGUAAUUAUUAAAUAAGGAUUCUGGCAAUGGUGUAAAGUAUCAGACUGUAUGCAUGUGCGUGUUUAUUUAAAUUUUCUGUACUGUAUUUUACUCAUCCAAAAUGUUAUUACUGAAUACAGUUAUUACUGAAUACACUGCUCCUGCUGAGAUGUAGACCAUGAAGUUGAAUGUAAUUUUUUUUAUGAUUUUUGAAAAACAAAUUUCAAAUAUUUAUCUCAUUCAUAUUAAUUGAAGGUAAUUUACUACAGAAUUUUAUUUGUAAUCAUAAUGUAGAAUCUAGACAUCAGGGAAAUUGUACUAAUAGCCCUCGGAUAAAAUAUAUACUGUAUGUCUUUUUUAUAACGUUCCCGGUAGGUAUUACAGUACAGUAUAUUAUUGUGACAAUAAAGACCUUUGUUGACAGUUUUGUGUUAAGUUUUAAACCUGAGGAUUAUGGCAGCACAUGAGAAAAUCUUGCCAAUGUGAGAAUCCCUCUGAUAUCUGGUUCAUGUUUAUCUUCAUGUAAUGUCUUUUUGGUUGACAUCUUAAACUAGUGUUCAGUUUUGCUUUUCUUCUUUUUACAAACUUUGUGCAGGUAUAUCUAAUAAAUGUCAUAACAUAGUGGUAAACAACCUCACGUAGCUUUGAUAAGGGGCGAGUAAAUGUUUGUAGAGACUUACCUAAAAGUCAGGCAUCUGUUGUUUGAUCUUGUGUGUUUCUUAAAGAUAGCUUAAAUCUCUAAAAAUUG